AUGAAUGACAAAAAUGGUCUUUCCCCGUCGUUGGUCGAAACGAUAGCUGGAUUUACUGCCGGCGUUUGCUCAACUCUCGUCGUCCAUCCGCUUGAUAUUGUCAAGACACGGCUCCAAGUGGACCGGUUUUCUUCCUCGAGGAUUGGCAGUUCACUCCGUAUCAUCCGUGGAAUUUCCCGCAAUGAAGGUGGAAUACAGGCGUUCUACCGAGGGCUCACGCCCAACCUUGUCGGAAACUCCGUGAGUUGGGGACUAUAUUUCCUAUGGUACGGCGAGAUUAAGGAGCUUUUAAGCGUUUCUCGUGGGUCUGGUGGUCUUACUUCGUUGGAUUAUUUCGUGGCAUCCGGGGCAUCUGGAGUGCUAACAACCAUUCUCACCAAUCCAAUAUGGGUUAUCAAAACGCGAAUGCUCUCCACAGGCGCUCAUGUGCCAGGUGCCUACCGGUCAAUGAUGUCUGGAUUCCAGCAAAUAUACCGUAUGGAGGGCUUCACUGGAUUCUACCAAGGUUUAAUACCAGCUAUGUUCGGAGUGUGCCACGGUGCUCUACAAUUCAUGGCCUACGAGCAGCUUAAGAGGUAUCGCACACGGAUGACUCAAGCUUCUUCCUCGGACCGACUCUCAGCAACAAAUGAUACCCCUUCAACGCAGCUGAAGACCCUGAGCAAUAUGGACUAUCUCCUUCUUUCAGGAACCUCAAAAAUUUUUGCCGGCGGCGUGACGUAUCCAUACCAAGUUCUUCGAGCCCGCCUGCAAACAUAUGAUGCCAGGGGUACCUAUAAGGGCGUACGAGAUGCGUUUGUACAGAUAUUACGAACGGAAGGAUUGUCGGGAUUCUAUAAAGGCCUAGGGCCGAACCUGGUCCGCGUUUUGCCCAGUACGUGGGUUACUUUCCUUGUAUAUGAGAAUGCCAGGGUAUAUCUCAUGGUAGAUAAAUGA
This is a messenger RNA of Trichophyton benhamiae CBS 112371, 936 nucleotides long. RefSeq lists its product as uncharacterized. The record is from RefSeq and is a predicted model, not a curated record. Gene Ontology annotation, biological process: folate import into mitochondrion; nucleotide transport. Bases 1 to 936 code for a protein of 311 amino acids. NCBI's taxonomy places the organism in Eukaryota, Fungi, Ascomycota, Eurotiomycetes, Onygenales, Arthrodermataceae. Gene Ontology annotation, molecular function: FAD transmembrane transporter activity; folic acid transmembrane transporter activity. The transcript is spliced from 3 exons. Gene Ontology annotation, cellular component: mitochondrion.